CAUGACCUAACGGAAGUAGGGCACAGCUGAUUGAUUAAAAAAAUAAGGUGAAGGCCUGUGCGACACGAAGAUGGCAGCCUCCGCAAUUCGAAAGUUUUCUUUGACUUUGUUUACUUCAAAAGUACCAUUUUCUUCUAAAGUAAUUGCAUCAUUUCAGUGUCAAAAAAGAGCAUUUAGCUUUUCAAAAUGCUUAGCAGAUCGUCUUUACACUGACAAGCAUGAAUGGAUAGUAAUUGUAAAUGGAAAAGGCACUGUUGGAAUUUCAAACUAUGCACAGGAACAACUAGGUGAAAUAGUCUAUGUUGAAACUCCAGCUUUAGGAACCACAUUAAAUCCUCAAGAUGUGUCUGGGUGUUUGGAAAGUGUCAAGGCAGCCAGUGAGGUGUACAGCCCAGUUGGUGGCACAGUGACUGAAGUCAAUUCUAAACUUGCCUCUGAGCCAGCUUUGGUCAACUCAUCACCUCUUUUGGAAGGCUGGCUAUAUAAACUAGAUGUGGCACCAGGAACUAACACAAAAGAACUGAUGAACGAGGAGGCUUACAAGGCAUUCUUGGAAACAAUUGUCCACUAGAAGUCACUUCCACUGAAUUUUGUUGUAACAAUAUUACUAAUGUUCUACAGGGUUUUGAUCUUUUCAAAGGAAUUGGCGGGAAACAUCAUUUUGAAGGAUUACAUGAAAUACUUGUACGAUUCAAAGUAGAAUCUUGUACAAAUACUCCACAAUGUUUUGUUUUUGCAGUAUUAUUGUAUAUAUCUAGGUUUAACAUGUCAAGUCUCUUAUUUGUCUGUCAAUUGGUUAUUUUUUAUUGGCAAAUGGCAUUUAGCAGGGAUGUAAAAACGUAUGUUCCAUUAGUGCAUUAUUAGAGAAUGCUUGUCUUGGUUGUGAGAAGUUUAAUGAAUAGCAGUAGGUUGGUUGCAUUUUUUUUGUGAAUUGAGAUAGUGAACUAGUAAGGUAUAACUGCUGAAUUGAUUUUAUGUGCCCAGAGAUUUCAUGCUGAUGUAUUGAUAUUGAUAAUACUUGUUACAGUAUAAUUUCAUCAUUAUUCAGUUUAGCCAAUCAGAUAGAAUCGUGUGAAAAUGUAUUUGAAUUGGCCAAAAAUAAUUUCUUCUAUCCCAAGUUUAAUAAAUAUUGAUUCAUAAUCAGAUUUUGUUAUGCUAUAUAGGCUUUUUUUUAUUUUGGUUGUAUGAAAAAUCUAACCAUUUCUUCAUAUAAAGCUUUCUUUAAUGUGCGUAAAACUAUCAGUACUUAGAUUUUGCAUAGAUAGUUACAUUACUGUAAAAUUUAUUAUUGGGUCAUAUUUUUAGACCAGCAUUUAUUAUGAUGACAGAAUAUUUAGUUUAGUUUUAUUGUUUAGUAAACAAAACAUAGAAUUUAUUUUUUUUUAGUAAGAAAAAAAUAUUACCUUUUUAAAACAGAAGAGAGUCAACUUUGUUUACAUUUUAGUUUCAAUUCUUUUUAAAAUUUCAUUAAGUUAUGUACAGAAAUUUAUAGACAUAAAUAACAUUUAGUAACAAUGCCAAGAUUGUUUUUAAACUAUAUCAGUGUUACGGUAACAUAACAGCAUCUCAGAAACUGUUGAUAUUGAUAACUUUGUGAAUUAUUUUCAUAUAUAAUUUGUAUUAUUUAAAAUUUCUCCUGAUCCAAACAAAUCAUAUUGUACAUCAGGAUAUUUAUUUAUUAAAGAAGUUGCUUCCAAAGUAAAAAUCAUAUUACUAAUAACCAACUAAUUUUUUUAACUUGGCCAAGGGCAAAUUUGAGCUAAUGAAUUAGAAUACCAAUUAUCAGAGCUGUUAUUUACACUAUUGUUUAAACUGAAUAAAACUUGUUGAUGGGA
Molecule: messenger RNA, 1835 nt
Organism: Biomphalaria glabrata
Lineage: Eukaryota; Metazoa; Mollusca; Gastropoda; Planorbidae
Product: glycine cleavage system H protein-like
Exons: 5
Coding region: 71-571 (166 amino acids)
Biological process (GO): protein lipoylation; glycine decarboxylation via glycine cleavage system
Cellular component (GO): cytoplasm; glycine cleavage complex; mitochondrion
Source: RefSeq, a predicted model, not a curated record